AUGUCAGUUUCACUCGUCAAGGAAAAGCUACUUGCAGUGGCACAUUCAGGAGCUUAUUCUCUGUUUACUCCGUCGGAAACACGUGCUCUUGCAGGACAAUUAGAUGUGUUUCUCCGAGACCAUUCAUCAGACAAACUUACACCACUCGAAUACUACGAUUUAUUGGAACUACAAUUCUACCUAACACUUAUCAGUAACGAAGAUAAGAAGGCCAAGAGUAUUUUGGAUCAAUUGCAGGACCAAUUCUCCAGCAAGGACUCUCAACGACUCAAACUUAUGAAGUCUAUUUAUUUGGAAGCCAUUGGCCAAUCGACUGAAGCCAUAGAGGCUCUUAAGGGUAAUAAAGAUGAAAUGAGAUUAGCCAGAAGAAUGGCUACGUUUGCCAGGAAAGCAGAUAAUAAUGAAGGAUAUAUUAAGAAUCUUGUGUCUUAUUUGGAUCUUCAACCUCUGGAUACGAUGGCAUGGGAUGAAUUAUCUUUUGAGUAUUCCAAAGUGGGUGCUUAUAAUAAGAGCGUAUUUUGCCUUGAGGAGAUUGUCCUUCAAGAUCCAUUGGCUUAUCAGUGUUUCUAUAAGAUUGGCUUGAACAAUUACUAUUGGGGUAAACAGUUGAUGGAAGGGCUUUGGGGGUCGUCGUCUCAGGGUCAACCAAAGAAGGAGAAGAUCGUGACGUUGAUUACAGUAUUGAGUAGUGCUCGCGAUAACUGGUUGAGAUGUAUUGAGAUUUUCCCUAAACAUACAAAGAGCUGGGUAGGGAUUUAUUUGAUACUGAAUGAAUCAUUCAUACUUAAGUUGAACAAGUGGGUCCAUAUAAGGGAAGUGGAGCAGUUUAUAAGUCACAGUAGACAGUUGACUAUUAAGGCAGAAUCAACUAUUAAAAAACUUGAAGGUAUUUCCGAUGAUAAUACAUUCCAUGAACUUAUUAGUAUAUAG
Messenger RNA from Lizanozyma spartinae, 930 nucleotides. RefSeq lists its product as uncharacterized. Gene Ontology annotation, molecular function: protein binding. The record is from RefSeq and is a predicted model, not a curated record. The coding region runs from base 1 to 930 and encodes 309 amino acids. The transcript has a single exon. Gene Ontology annotation, biological process: protein folding in endoplasmic reticulum. Gene Ontology annotation, cellular component: EMC complex. Lineage: Eukaryota; Fungi; Ascomycota; Pichiomycetes; Serinales; Debaryomycetaceae.